This is a messenger RNA of Osmerus eperlanus (European smelt), 3813 nucleotides long. RefSeq names its product forkhead box protein N3-like. The coding region runs from base 292 to 660 and encodes 122 amino acids. The transcript is spliced from 2 exons. The record is from RefSeq and is a predicted model, not a curated record. NCBI's taxonomy places the organism in Eukaryota, Metazoa, Chordata, Actinopteri, Osmeriformes, Osmeridae.
AUCUGUGUGUAUCUGCGUGGAUCUGUGUGUAUCUCUGUGUAAGUCCUUGUGUGUGCCCUCGUCUCUCCAGUUCCCGGAGGAGUGAUCCAAAAUGGCGCCCGCAUCAGAAGCCAGGGACUGUUUCCUGUCAUACGGCCCCUACCCAUCAGCCCCAUAGGGAGCAAGACCUCAGGCAUAAGGUCGGCUUUGGGGGACUACCUGACCCGCGGCCAAAGCUCCGCCCCCGACUCUGUCCCUCCCGGCGACGACCUAGGAGAGGACCACACCUACAGCUCCGGCCUCUCUCCAAGCAUGCCCUGCUCUUCCCAGGGCCCCUCCGGUGCCCAUGGAAAUGAGGGCGACAACGUCAUUGCCGUGGACCUCCGAGGGGUCAAAUCAGAGCCCAGGGAGGUUCCCGUGGACUCCGCCUUCCUAUCCCAGCAGGCCCGGCGAGCGCGGGCGACGCUGCCGUGGACGAAAAACCGCCUGCGAGCCCUGAGCGACACGCUGCCGCUGAAGAAGCGCCGCGCGGCAGAGAAGCCUCCGGAGAGCGACGACGAGGAGAUGAAGGAAGCGGCCGGAUCCCUGCUCCACCUGGCCGGCGUCAGGGCCUGCCUCAACAACAUCACCAACCGCAAUGCCAAGGGGCAAAAGGAGCCCAAGGAUGCCCUCAGAGACUAAGGCAGGACAAACACAUACACACACAUGAACAUGUACACACUUUCACACUCUCACAGACACAUUCUCUUUGUCUGUCACUCUCACACACACACACACACACAGAGACACACAGAGUGCACGCACACACACAUGAACAUGUACACUCUCACGCUCUUUCUCACAGACACACUCUCUUUCUCUCUGUCUGUCACUCACACACACAGUAUACACACACAAGCACACACCAAACCACACAGGCCAAGAGAUAAAGUUACUAAAUGUUAAUCUUUCAGCAGGCACUACUCUACUGAUGUGUAUCUCUAUCUCCAGGGCAUUAGGUGAAUCCUACUUAUUUGUGGCAAUAUCAAAAAUCUCUGUUUUCCUAUUACAUGUCCAGCAACACUAACUAUCGUGGGUGAUCAGUUCUCAUGUGUCUUUGUUGUUUUUGUCAUGAAAAGGGGAUGAAAGCCAUAGAAAAAAAAGUUGUAUCAGAUUUGGGAAAACAAGUUACACAUGGAUUCACAUUGAGGAUUGUUGAUGACCAUUUGUAUCCUCAGUAGGUAUGCGAUGAAGUGUGUCUGUGAUAUCUGUAGCAAUCUUACACUUAUGUUAGCGAGAACUUUGAGCCAACCAUGUAUUUGGCAAAGGGCCACAUGUCAUAAUACAACCAUGAGCACAAAUGUGAGACUGUGCCAAAGACACGAGACUCGGGUGCUCUAUGUAGCCACUCUGAGAGCUAACAAAGUCAAACCCAAGGCAUUGUAACUUCAGACCACCAGUUUAGAAGAUGUCCUUAAAUGUCUAAAUAAUUGUAAAAUCUGAUAUACCUGUUAUAGUCAUGCACUUAAGAUUGCUUUCAAUCACCAGUCUUAGAAACAUCGUGGCCAUGAACAUAAGUUUGUCGAGAAACAAUCGAUAGAGUAGGAUUAAUGACAGUUACACAAACAGGGUUUUUUUUUCAGCUCGUGUGUCGAGUGAGAGGCAAUAUUUUGUCUGUUUGUCCUUGUUGCCUAGUGUAGAGGUCCCUGAAAUUCUUCCUGUACUCCUCUUUCAGACGUGAACAUCUGGUAUAGAUACCUUUCUGCAACCUUGCCUGUCAUUAGGCAGGAGCCAGCCCUAUACAUGACUGUGGGUGUAUUGUUGUUUCUUGCAUUUCUGCUGUGUCGGUGUCCCCUUCUAACUUCAUAAAGAUAUAAGCAAUUUGUCCUUUCUGGACAACUCUGUAAAAAGGUUAGAAAAUAUUUUAUUUUUCCUUUCUUAAUUGAAGCAAUUUGACCUGCAGGACUUACUCAGUUAUAUUGCAUGGGUGCUUGUAAAUAAGAUCAAAAGUAAACCUUUUUUUAUUCAAAGAUCAUGUAAGAUAAACAAUGUAUUUAGCAUGAAGCAUGACUUAUUUUCAUAUAAACGUAGAUCCUAGAUUAAAGAUAAAAAAUGUUUCGCCAAUUCUUAUACCCUCAAUUGAGUUUUUAAUUGAUCUAGAGUUUUUUUUGUAUCAAAUUGAUAUUGUAUUUCCUCUGAGCUGGCUUUUAAUGACAAAUCUUCUUCAGGGAGGAACUUUUAGGGAAAUCGUACAGCAAUUUUAAGUCUUGCUUCAGUGAGUGGUAGAAAGGAAAAUUAUUGAUCAACUGAAAAGCCUCUGAAUGUGGCUGUCAGUCUGCCUCUUUCCUGAUCUGUGCAUCAAUGUGCCCGUGUCACAGCUACUACAACACAUCAGUAGUGUGUGUGAGUAUUCAAACCAUGCACCCGUUAACAUGUUGUGCCUGCCUGCCCCUUGAGACUUCUGUUCCGAUGUCUUUAACAUGUUUUGAUAUGCUGAAUAGCACAUUAAGGUUCCUUGAGACGGCUCUGUUUUAGUUGCACAGUGAGUGGAAAACUUUAGAGGCUUUUUUGGAAUGCUUUAGUUGGUGUACGUGGCUUGGCUGCGCCAGAUUUGAUGGAAAUCUUUUGGUGAAGGUCAUGUCAGAUCAGUAUAUAUGUAAAGGUAAGCCUCAGUUUUCUAUUAUAGUGUCUAGUGUCAAAAGGUGAUUUGCUAUGGGGGAGAUUUCACCAGAGCAAUUGUGAGCUGUCACAUUCUCCAAGGUUGACACUGCCAUCUUUGAUCGGUGGAAGCUAAGAUGUGAACACAUUUGAGACUCACUGUGCUCCUCAACACACAAGCUGUACAGAAUUUCAUAGCCUGGGGUUAAUAGUUUGAGGGUGUGUGCAAUGAUGGAGUGUGUUUCAAUAUAAGUUGAGUGAGAGAAAAGUAGUAAAGGGCGCACACACAGACAGAUGGAGAGACAGACAGAGAGACAGACAGACUGGCAGACAGACUAACAGGGACAGACAUUGCAAUCUCUCUGUCUUGUCCCCUCAACACACAUCCCUGGUCAACACAGUAGGACGGAUGUCGACAAUGCAGACAUAUCAUACGCCCGCCAUUCUCCCUCUGAACUCUGCUCUCUGAAGUGCUCAUGUAACGCAGGUCAAGCCCUCUGCAGUAUUUACAGUAACACACCAUAGUUCUGGUAGUGAUUAAUAUGUUUUCAGUCGACAGAGGCAUGUCAAGGGGGAUGUGUUGCUUUGGUAACCAAUAUUUCUUCCUGUGACUCAUAGUGACAUGCAGGAUAGGUGAACCCUUGGCUGUUUAAAAAUAAAAUUUCACAGGAUCUACAAGACUAGUUUAUUUAGGGAGUAUCAAAAUGUGUCACUGCCUGAAUAAGAGACAGAGAAUUAGAAAAAUAAAGGUGUUUGUUUUCAUCAACCAAACCUGCCAAAACGUGUUAAAUUCAAGUUCUGCCAUUUUGUUAUAAACUAUUUGAAUUUUUUGGUGUUUCUGUUUACUUUGACAAAACUUUACAAUACUGCCGUUUGUGUGGAAUUUUUGAGAUGAGUGUUUGAAAGCCAUAGGUAGAGAUGUCAAAAUGCAAACUAUUAAUGAUCUGUGAGAUGUCUUACAGAGUGUAUCCGGGUUAGGGUUAGAGUGUUCUAUUAUUUUCUUGUUGUGCAAUCAUCUUGCCAAAGAACGAUUUCAAACUAACUCAUCAAUACAUGUAAAUAACAAUGCUGCCCUAUGCUGAGGCAAAUACUUAUAAAUGUUGUUUUUUCUUUGCCAUUUUUCUGAAACCUACAAUAAUGUUUAUGUGAUGUAUUGUCUUCCAGUUGCAAUAAUAAAAAAAUACAAGUUGCAAAAGU